This is a messenger RNA of Arabidopsis arenosa, 3729 nucleotides long. The record is from the annotation of a GenBank genome assembly. NCBI's taxonomy places the organism in Eukaryota, Viridiplantae, Streptophyta, Magnoliopsida, Brassicales, Brassicaceae.
GAUUUGUGACUCACCGGAAAAAAAAAACACAGACAUUUUCUCCGAUCGUGAAAUCGAUUACUUCUUUGGAAAAUUGGAUGGAUCAAUUAUUGAUCUUACUGGUAUAAAGAAGAGAUGAGAGAUGCAGCCAAAUCUCUUCCCAUUCGGUUCAGUUUUAGGUAAUCCAUUUCUCUUCAAUGGCGGUGGAGAUCUAAACGAACUUGGUUCUGGUGCUGGAUUCGAAAGCUCUAGGGUUUUCUUCUUACUUCCUUUCUUAUUAUCCCAAGGCACUGGUGUUAUGGAUUUAUCUAAAGUUGGUGAAAAAUUCCUCAGCUCUGUUAAAUCCGCUACUUCUCUUGGUCUCUUACCUUCACCUUCUAUCUCCGAUCGUCCUGAGAUUCCGGCACGUGCUGCGGCAGCUGCUGCGGUUGCUCGUGCUUUGGCUGGACUUCCUUCUGAUCAGAGAUUGAGUAUAUCUUCUACUGCUACUGAGCUUAACUCAAUUUAUGGAAAUAGACCUCUUCCUCAACAAGUUGAAGAGCUUGAAGAAGGAUUUUAUGAAGAGGAUUUUGAUCCGGUAAGGCAUAUUUUGGAGAAUGUGCCGGAUGAUGAAAGUGAGUUAGCUUAUUUUGAGAAGCAGGCUACUUUGAGGUUGGUACAGCUGGAUAGAGUGGCGGAGAAUCUGUCUCACCAUGUUAUGGAGCAUCAUGAAGUAAUGGUGAAGGGGAUGAAUUUGGUAAGAGAAUUGGAAAAAGAUUUGAAGAUUGCAAAUGUCAUCUGCAAGAAUGGAAGACGAAAUUUGACCUCUUCUAUGAAUGAGGCUUCAAGAGAUCUUAUUGUACACACUCAUUCCAAAAAGAAACAAGCUCUUCUGGAUAUGCUUCCUAUACUAACUGAGCUCCGCCAUGCAAGAGUAAUGCAGUCAACUCUUGAAGACCUUGUUGAAGAAGGAAACUAUUGCAAGGCAUUUCAAGUUCUAUCUGAGUAUUUGCAGCUGCUUGACAGUCUAUCUGAGUUCUCAGCAGCCCAAGAGAUGACCCGUGGUGUUGAGGUUUGGUUAGGAAGAACUCUUCAUAAGCUGGAUUCACUUUUGUUGGGCGUUUGCCAGGAAUUCAAAGAAGAUAGUUAUGUAAUGGUCCUCGACGCUUAUGCACUGAUCGGUGAUGUCUCUGGUCUCGCAGAAAAGAUACAAAGCUUCUUUAUGCAGGAAGUUAUCUCAGAAACCCACUCAGUGCUAAAGAGCAUUGUUGGGGAGGAUAACAGUGCUGCCACCCAAUAUAGUAGACUUACCUACAGCGAUCUAUGCCUUCAGACACCAGAAUCCAAGUUUAGGCAAUGUCUUUUGAGAACACUAGCUGUGCUCUUUCAGUUAAUAUAUUCAUACCAUGAGAUAAUGAGUUUCACGCCAGAAAAGAAGGUAGAAAGUUUGAUCUCACCAAGUCCUGCAACAACUCAAAAGGUUGAUUCAGUGACCGAAAGUUCAUGCGACCCACAGGAUGGUGGUCUCUUUUCAGGAAGCAUACCUCCUUGUACCAUUUCUGCUGAAGAGUCUGAUGGAAGUGGAACAUCCAGUUCAGUGCAACAGGCGUCUGAUAUUGCAAAAGAUGAGUCUAGGAAUUCUGGAGAUACAGUAUCAAGUAGCGAGUCGCCAUGGUACUAUCUACGAAAAGAAAGUGCAGCUUUUGUUUCAGAAACUCUUCAGAGAGGACGCAGAAAUCUUUGGCAACUUACAACAAGUCGUGUGUCAGUUUUGCUCUCUUCCCCAGGUGCUUCUUCGACAAGUAUACAUCAGUUCCUAAAAAAUUAUGAAGACCUGAGCAUCUUUAUCCUUGCUGGGGAAGCGUUCUGUGGAUUUGAAGUUGUUGAUUUUAGGGAGAAGCUAAAGGGUGUAUGCGAAAAUUAUUUCACUGCAUUUCAUAGGCAAAGCAUGCAUGCGCUUAAAAUGGUCCUGGAGAAGGAGACAUGGACGAAACUGUCACCAGAUACUGUGCAAGCUAUUAAUUUUGCUGGUCUUGUGGGGGAUGGGGCUCCCCUAAUUAUUUCUUCCCGCAGUGCCUCGGGUUCUUCCAGAUUCCCUCACUCUAAUAAGUCAAAUGACUCAGUUGAUCCAAAUGGCAACAGGAGUGGAUUUUCAUAUUGGCUGAAAAGUGGAAACCCCUUCUCAGCAAAGUUAACUCACUAUAGAGAAGAUCAAGACUACUCCUCGGUCAAUGGAGGAGAUCAUGAAGGUAAUGAUAGUAUUCACGAUGAUGUUGUGAAUCCCAAGAUAACAGACAAAAACCACAUCAACGGAGGUAGUCCUGUUUCUGAAGAUGAAAACGAAGACCUUCUUGCUGACUUUAUUGAUGAGGAUAGUCAGCUUCCAAGACGAAGUUUUACACGUAGUCAAUCAAGGAGUUCUUCUUCAUAUUUCAAUACUAAUGAUGAUUUGACAGCUCAAACAGGAUCGUCCCUUUGUCUUCUAAGAUCCAUGGAUAAGUACGCGAGGCUUAUGCAGAAACUAGAAAUUGUUAAUGUUGAAUUCUUUAAGGGAAUAUGCCAAUUGUUUGGGGUCUUUUUCUAUUUCGUUUUUCAAGUAUUUGGUCAAGAAAAUACUAAUUCAGGUGGAAAAGGAGUUGCCGACUCUUUCAAUCCUCGUUUGAAAAGCUGCUUAUCCCGGAUAUCACAAGAGUGUGAGCAAUGGAUAAAACCUCACCUUUCAUCAUCACCAUCUUCUUCACUUGCCUUUCCCAACACAGUUAGUCUUGCGGAUGUGACUCCAGCAAGUCCCUUAAAUACUUCUGGUCACUUAUCUGGCGUAUCUUUUAGUCUCAAGGAAAGAUGUGCUGCUGUGGACACAGUAUCUCUUGUGGCUCGGGUAUUGCAUAAAUCAAAGGCUCAUCUCCAAUCAAUGUUAAUGUCAAGAAAUGGCUCUCUGGUUGAAGACUUCUUUGAUCAACUGGUUGGUUCCGUACCUGAUCUGACAAAGCACUUACAUAGGACAACUGCGAGGAUACUGCUGCAUGUUAAUGGAUAUGUUGACCGGAUAGCUAAUUCUAAAUGGGAAAUCAAGGAGCUUGGAAUGGAGCAUAAUGGGUAUGUUGAUCUGAUGCUCGGGGAAUUCAAACACUACAAAACAAGGCUUGCUCAUGGAGGCAUUCCACAGGAGGUCCAAAACCGCCUACUGGAAUAUGGAAUUGAAAUAUUUGCGGAGAUACUUGUUGAAGGCUUAUCUCGAAUAAAAAGAUGUACUGAUGAAGGACGUGUUCUCAUGUCAUUAGAUCUUCAGGUUCUAAUAAACGGGCUACAGCACUUUGUGCAAACAGAUGUGAAGGAAAUGUUAAAGAUAGUCGUAACAUUUAUCAAGGCGUACUAUCUGCCAGAGACGGAAUUUGUUCACUGGGCAAGGGCUCAUCCGGGAUAUACAAAAGCACAGGUCCUUGGACUGGUGAAUUUAGUAGCCACCAUGAAAGGUUGGAAAAGGAAAACGCGGCUGGAAGUUAUCGAGAAGAUCGAAUCAGCUUCACUGUAGAUCAACUAGAAGCAUCUGGCAGCUUCAGCAACAUCAAGUAAUACUAUGGUUUUGUUCUGUCUGUUCUUUCUUUUGCAUUUUGUAUCGAGUGGUGUAAAUUUGAGGAUAGGCCCCUUCUUCGUAGUUACUUGUCAUUGCAUAUGGGUUUGUUUAAAAGAUCCUCCUGAAGUUGUAUAUUCUUCAAGAUUGUAACACAAUUUUUCCUCCAUUUAGUUACUUAAUUAAUAUCUUAAAUAUAU